Molecule: messenger RNA, 429 nt
Organism: Motacilla alba alba
Lineage: Eukaryota; Metazoa; Chordata; Aves; Passeriformes; Motacillidae
Gene: CCDC178
Product: coiled-coil domain containing 178
Exons: 2
Coding region: 101-376 (91 amino acids)
Source: RefSeq, a predicted model, not a curated record
CUGUCCCCCCCGGCCUGCCCCCCGUUGUUGCCAUGUCCGUGGCCAUCGGCGUUGACGCUGCCAGCGUGGCCGCUGGUGUGGCCGUCCCAGUGCAGGGGCGAUGGAGCGGGGCCACGCUGGCCGAGUGGUGGAGCUUCUCCAGCGAGGCCUCUCCAGCCAGGCUGGGCUGGCGAGGAUCCAGGCAGCCUCUCAGGAGAACGCUCAGAAAAUAUUAGCUGUGCAGGGGGAGUUGUCAAAAGCAAUCCAGCACAUCACUGCUUUCUUGCGUUCUUUGACAGAUGGCUCGCCGACUACAGACAACAAUGCAAACAACCAGUGUAUCUUGGAUGCAGAAAUAAAAGACAAGAAAAGUCACACAGUUCAGAUAACAGUGUAAUUGGACAUUCACCUGUUUGCCAUUUCACACUUCCAUGGACGAAAAACUCACUC